Molecule: messenger RNA, 1505 nt
Organism: Pygocentrus nattereri (red-bellied piranha)
Lineage: Eukaryota; Metazoa; Chordata; Actinopteri; Characiformes; Serrasalmidae
Gene: ckmt2a
Product: creatine kinase, mitochondrial 2a (sarcomeric)
Exons: 10
Coding region: 136-1389 (417 amino acids)
Biological process (GO): phosphocreatine biosynthetic process
Cellular component (GO): mitochondrion
Molecular function (GO): creatine kinase activity
Source: RefSeq, a predicted model, not a curated record
UGGCACUUAGAAGAGGAUUGGCCAGCAGGGCAGGGUCUAAUCCAAUAGAAAGCCAGCUCUUUUCACAGACUUCUCCUACUCCUGAAAGUAUACUGGAGCUGAACGAAGUUUGAUUUGGAUCAGAAUACAGUUACGAUGGCUAGCACUUUCACCAAGCUUCUGACAAGCCGGAACACAAGCCUGCUCCUGGCCAGUCUGGGAGCUAGCACCAUAGCAGCUGGCUACCUUAUGCGUGAAAAUGCCAGGAUUUCAGCUGCAGAAAAAAGGAAGCUGUACCCUCCCAGUGCUGACUACCCAGAUCUAAGAAAGCACAACAACUGUAUGGCCAGUGCUCUGACCCCAGCCAUCUAUGCCAAGCUAAGGGAUAAGAUAACUCCAAACAACUGGACCCUUGACCAGUGCAUCCAGACUGGUGUAGACAAUCCUGGUCACCCCUUCAUCAAGACAGUGGGUAUGGUUGCUGGCGACGAGGAAAGCUAUGAGGUGUUUGCUGAGCUUUUUGAUCCCGUGAUCAAGGACAGACACAACGGCUAUGACCCAAGGUCUAUGAAGCAUCCAACAGACUUGGACGCCUCCAAGAUCACCUCAGGCAUGUUUGACGAGCGUUAUGUCCUGUCAUCUCGCGUGCGGACAGGCCGCAGCGUCAGGGGCCUGAGCCUGCCUCCUGCCUGCACCCGCUCGGAACGUCGUGAGGUGGAGAGGGUGGUGGUCCAGGCCCUGUCUGGUCUGAAGGGAGACCUGACUGGCCGAUACUACAGCUUGAGUGAAAUGACUGAUCUAGAGCAGCAGAGACUCAUUGAUGAGCACUUCCUCUUUGACAAGCCAGUCUCACCUCUGCUCACUGCAGCUGGCAUGGCCAGGGACUGGCCUGAUGCCCGUGGUAUCUGGCACAACAAUGAUAAGAACUUCUUGAUAUGGAUUAAUGAGGAGGACCACACCCGCAUCAUCUCCAUGGAGAAGGGUGGCAACAUGAAGAGAGUGUUCGAGAGGUUCUGCAGAGGCCUCAAACAGGUGGAGCACUUAAUUCAGGAGAGGGGUUGGGAGUUUAUGUGGAAUGAACGGCUGGGUUAUGUCCUCACCUGCCCAUCCAACCUUGGCACUGGCCUGAGGGCUGGAGUGCACGUCCGCCUACCAAAACUCAGCAAGGAUCCUCGCUUCAACAAGAUCCUGGAUAACUUAAGGUUGCAGAAGCGUGGCACAGGAGGAGUGGACACUGCUGCUGUUGGCGACAUAUUUGACAUCUCAAACAAUGAUCGUCUGGGCAGAUCUGAGGUGGAGCUGGUGCAGUUGGUCAUAGACGGUGUUAAUUACCUAAUCGAGUGUGAGAAGCGACUGGAGAAGGGCCAGGACAUCAAGAUUCCUGCCCCCCUUCCUCAAUUCAGGAAGUGAGGCGUUGGCAAAAGCUGGACCCAGUGCAGUGGCUAAGCAGACACUCCUUCCACUGAAAUCUUAUACAAAUCUUCUAAAUGUUAUGCAAACCUCAAUAAAAAAGAGUUCUAAAGCUA